Messenger RNA from Xyrauchen texanus (razorback sucker), 2740 nucleotides. RefSeq names its product plakophilin-2-like. Lineage: Eukaryota; Metazoa; Chordata; Actinopteri; Cypriniformes; Catostomidae. Gene Ontology annotation, biological process: intermediate filament bundle assembly; protein localization to plasma membrane; cell-cell adhesion. Gene Ontology annotation, cellular component: intermediate filament; adherens junction; nucleus. The record is from RefSeq and is a predicted model, not a curated record. Gene Ontology annotation, molecular function: alpha-catenin binding; protein kinase C binding; molecular adaptor activity.
AUGUUUAAACCGCACCCUCAGCACAAAGGACAACCGCAGCGCUACACGCCCAACAGAGAAUCAACACCUGACAUUAGACACUACACCCCAUCUGAAAAAAAGCCCAUGGCGGAGGAGGCAGAUUUUAUGCGUACCGUGUUGCCCGUUCACGGCUCUUUUCAAUCGGAGGACACUUCUUUAGCUGUACCGCAUGCGGACAAACUCACUCACGCUGACACGCACCGGCGCAGCCGACUGCAGCAACAAGUGCAGCUCACCCUCUCCCGGAAAAGAAACAAACCAAAACUGCCAGAUUCAUUUCUCUCAGCAAGUCUGUCCAGCUGCCACAUUUCAAGUAGCUCAUCUUUAGGAAGUGCACAUGUGAAGCAUACAUCUGUCAACCAUGAUGCCAUACCACAAGCCCCCAGACCACUGAAGAGGGUUGAUACAUCUCAAUGGCCAAGUUCUGAGCCGAACUGGUUUCACAGCAGUUACAGAAGCUUUCGUCACCCCAGUUCUAGGGCAGGUUUAUGCUGGGGGUCCAAUUCUUUCACGCUCCCAAUUGCCCCUACAAUGGACCAUUUCCAUAUGAGCCUUCACCCAUUACGUUAUGCCCACUCUGAGGUUCUACGAAAAACACGUUAUGUUACUGACCUGUCAACUGUCACACCUUUCCCCAGUAAACUUGCCUUUGAGAACAAACACGUAGAUGAUACAGAUGUCGUGUUUUUAAGCAGCACCCCUCUUAAAGGUGCUUCAGAAGGAUUAGAGAGGAACAGGAUGGAAUUAGAGAAGAACACCAUUCAGAGAACCCUCAGCCAGCCAAGAGAGGGGGGUUUAGAGAACGUAUUUUGGCAGAGUCACAAACGGAAACUGAGCCUGGAGUUUGUUGCAGGAAGACGACCCUCCCAGAAGAGCUCCCUUAUCAGGAUGGAAGAGAAGUCAGGAAGUUUAGGAAUGAUUGAAAAGGUGGGGGUCAAGCAACAUGCAAUGGCAGUUCCUCCAAAGAAGGGCAAACAGGGUGAGCACAGCUCAGAAAUGACACUAAAGGAGGCUGUAGAGCUCUUGGGACAAGAUAAUUUGGAAUCACAAAUCACAGCAGCUAACUUUAUACAGAACCAGUGCUUUAACAUUCCUGAUGCUAAGAAAAAGCUACUUUAUCUACAAGGCAUCCCCAAACUGCUGAAACUCAUGCAGGAUGAGAGCGAGGAUCUCCAGCAGGCUGCCGUCAGUGCACUCCGAAAUGUCGUUUUUGAAAACAAUGAAAACAAAAUGCAAGUCAAAGACUGUGAGGGGCUUCCAGUGCUCCUGAACCUGCUCAAGAAGAACAGAGACAUUGAGACUCGACGACAGCUCACAGGGCUGCUGUGGAACCUGUCAUCCCAUGACCUGCUGAAAGAGCAGCUCUCGAGAGAAGCGGUCAAACCUCUCACAGACAGUGUGCUGGUGCCUUGCUCAGGCCUUUCUGAAGGGGAGGAUCCAAAAUUGGAGCUCCUUGCUGACCCAGAGAUCUUCUACAAUGCAACUGGCUGCCUGAGAAAUUUGAGUUCAGCUGGUCCUGAUGGACGUAAAGUCAUGCGGAACUGCGAUGAUCUCAUCGAAUGUCUCAUCUAUUAUAUCCGUGGCACCAUUGCAGACUACAAACCUGAUGAUAAGGCCACAGAAAACUGUGUGUGCAUCCUGCAUAACCUGUCAUUCGGGUUUGAUUCUGAGAUACCUAGUGUGGAUUCCCCGGUGAUACAAGAGCCCAAACAGAAUCACACAACAGAAACUACACCAGGCUGUUUCAUCCUUAAGAGUCCUAAAAAGUCUGAGGAGGAUACAGAUGCUGACUAUCCCCAACUCGAGGAGAAUGGCAAUCCACAAGGUGAAGAGUGGCUCUGGAGCGCUAUCACUUUACGCAUGUAUCUCUCUCUUAUUGCUGUUAGCGCAAACCAACAUACGAAGGAGGCUUCCAUUGGAGCUCUGCAGAACCUUACUGCUCUUUCUGGAGAGACAUCCCAGGCCAUCGCACACUUCAUUGUGCAAAAGGAGGGAGUCCUACUUCAGGUGAAGAAGAUGCUGCAAGAAGAAAAGAAGGAAGAGAUUAGAAUAUCUGUGUCAUUGCUACGAAAUGUCUCUCGCUACAGAGAAUUGCAUACAGACAUUGUUAAACAGGUGUUGCCAGAGCUGGUUGCUAGGUUACCAAACUCUGAUAGAAGCUCAGAGCAGCCAAUAGAUGUCACAGUGUCAAUCUGUCACAUCCUCAUCAACAUGAGCCAUGCAUCUGUACAGAACACCUGUGCCAUCAUAAAACAAGGAGUGUUACCCAAGAUUAUCAGCAUCAGCAACAAAGAUAAUGGAUUUGGGCCCACACGAGCGGGCCAAGCAGCCUGUAUAUUACUGCAUACUCUGUGGAAGCACUCUGAGCUUCAUAGCACUUUCAAGAAGGCUGGUUAUAAGAAAACCGACUUCAUUAACAACAGGACAGUGAAGGCUGUGAAUUCUGCUCAUGACUAAAGCAAUCCAGAUGUAUCGCCAGGACAAAGAAUUUCACCUGUUUAUUUAAGGAAAAAUGUAAAUACAUUACUUUGAGUUUUUCAUUUUUGGAUGAAAUAUGCCUUAUAAAAACUUGCCAAGUAACAUAGCUAUGGUGUGUGCUAUCCUAUUUUAAAUACUAAAUAUUUAAACAUUUGUGUUAAUUAAAUACAAGUCUGUUGACUGUAUAUAGCUUUGUUGUAUUUAUUUAUUUAUGUUUUGGUCUGUUUAAAUACAAAAUUAA